GUUAAUCUAAUCCAGCCAAAUAUCAUGGAGUUUUCCGUCCAUUUCCUACCAUCAGUAUUCGGAACUGUUCAUCUACUGAGCCAGAACUUAACGCCGGUAACGGUAUCAACCAGUAUCUUUGCUCCACCUCGCCCCACUCUCCCGACAACGCUCUUCCACGUGUCCCCUCUCUAUAACCCCGUCAAUCCCAAUGUUUCUCCGUCAACCGAUAAAAUAAUACCGUGUACCAAUACCAUGAACUUUCCGGUCAACCAAAACGAAACCUAAUUCCCUCUCCCUGUUUUAGGUCUCCGGCUCUUGUAGAUAAGCUUCGUACCAGAUCCGUGACAGUGCGCGAAAGUUCGUGUUGAUACUUGAUAAUUCAAUGGAAGAUGAAGAGGAGAUCCAAUCGCACGAUUCGGGCGCCUCCGGAUCUCCACCGAACGGGAGGAUAACGGUGACAGUGGCUGCCGCGCCGCCUCAUGCUGUGCCGCAAUCGUCAGCGCACAAUACGUUGACUUUGGCUCUCCCUGUCCAGAAUUCCAACAAGAACAGCGGAGGCGGAGGAGGAGGGGGUAGAGAGGAUUGCUGGAGCGAGGGAGCCACGGCAGUUCUGAUCGAGGCGUGGGGGGAGAGGUAUUUGGAACUAAGUAGAGGAAAUCUGAAGCAGAAGCACUGGAAAGAAGUGGCGGAUAUUGUGAGCGGCAGAGAAGAAGACGAGACUAAGAUACCCAAAACAGAUAUCCAGUGCAAGAACCGUAUUGAUACGGUCAAGAAGAAGUACAAAUCGGAGAAAGCGAAGAUUGCUGACGGUGGCGGGCAGAGCAAGUGGGUGUUCUUUGAGAGAUUGGACCAUUUGAUUGGUCCAACCGCAAAAAUUCCUGCCGCUAGUGCCGGUCCUAGCUCAAUUUCAAUGUCUAGCAAAGUACCAGUAGCAAUUCCAGUCGGUGUUCGUGGUAGUGGAAAUCAGUUUCUGGUUCAAAAACACCAGCCACAAAGGAGUAAAAGGUUGAAAAAUCAGAAGUUGCAGUUACGCAGGAGGCGGGGUCAGAUGGAGUCGGAAGAGGAGUCGUCCGAGGAGGAAGAUGUGUCACCGGAUUCAGACGAUUCUUUACCACCGGAGAAGAAGCCGAAGGUAAUGAGAAGAGAUGUUACCGAGGGAAGGGAGAAGAAAGGAGGGUGGGGAAAUUCACUGAGGCUUUUGACGCAAGAGAUUGUCAAGUUUGGGGAAGCAUAUGAGGCUGCAGAAAGUGCAAAGCUGCAGCAAGUGGUGGAAAUUGAGAAGCGUAGAAUGAAGUUUGCAAAGGACCUGGAGUUGCAGAGAAUGCAGUUCUUUAUGAAGACCCAUUUGGAGAUUUCACAGAUGAAGCAUGGAAUUGGAAGAAGAGGAGUGGAUCCAAGUAAUCACCAUUACAACAAUAACAAUAACAGCAGUGAUAGUAAUCACCAUUACAACAAUAACUAGGAUGUAGUAUUUUAGAUUUUAGAAUUCUCCAUGUAUAUGGGUGAAGAAGACCCAUUGUUGUGUUGUUUAUAAUUUGUAUGUGCUGAUUGUUGGUUCUCUCUUGUAUAAACUCAUUCGCCAUUAAAGUGCUAAGAAGUGACCAAAUCCUUGAUUGCCAGCUAAAGUUUCAGUCUUUCA
Messenger RNA from Tripterygium wilfordii, 1621 nucleotides. RefSeq names its product trihelix transcription factor ASIL2-like. The transcript has a single exon. Gene Ontology annotation, cellular component: nucleus. The record is from RefSeq and is a predicted model, not a curated record. Gene Ontology annotation, molecular function: transcription cis-regulatory region binding. NCBI's taxonomy places the organism in Eukaryota, Viridiplantae, Streptophyta, Magnoliopsida, Celastrales, Celastraceae. Bases 365 to 1444 code for a protein of 359 amino acids.